Molecule: messenger RNA, 1835 nt
Organism: Jaculus jaculus (lesser Egyptian jerboa)
Lineage: Eukaryota; Metazoa; Chordata; Mammalia; Rodentia; Dipodidae
Gene: Fus
Product: FUS RNA binding protein
Exons: 15
Coding region: 97-1647 (516 amino acids)
Biological process (GO): regulation of DNA-templated transcription
Cellular component (GO): nucleus
Molecular function (GO): RNA binding; transcription coregulator activity
Source: RefSeq, a predicted model, not a curated record
CGGGACGCAGGAGGCGGAGCUGUUCACUUCUCGCCGCGUCCGUGCCUGCUCGCUCCGAGUCUUCUUGCUGGGGGGCCUGCGCGCGCGUGCGCGGACAUGGCUUCAAACGACUAUACUCAACAAGCAACCCAAAGCUAUGGGGCCUAUCCCACACAGCCUGGGCAGGGCUACUCUCAGCAGAGCAAUCAGCCUUAUGGACAGCAGAGUUACAGUGGUUAUGGCCAGUCAGCAGAUACUUCAGGAUAUGGCCAGAGCAGCUAUGGUUCUUCUUAUGGACAGACCCAGAACACAGGUUAUGGCACUCAGUCAGCCCCCCAGGGAUAUGGUUCCACUGGUGGAUAUGGCAGUAGCCAGAGUUCCCAAUCUUAUGGGCAGCAGUCCUCAUACCCUGGCUAUGGCCAGCAGCCAGCUCCUAGCAGCACCUCAGGAAGUUAUGGUGGCAGUUCUCAGAGCAGCAGCUAUGGGCAGCCUCAGAGUGGGGGCUAUGGCCAACAGUCUGGGUAUGGCGGACAGCAACAAAGCUAUGGACAGCAGCAAAGUUCCUAUAACCCCCCCCAGGGCUAUGGACAGCAGAACCAGUACAACAGUAGCAGUGGAGGUGGUGGAGGGGGUGGUGGAGGCAACUAUGGUCAAGAUCAGUCCUCCAUGAGUGGUGGCAGUGGUGGUUAUGGCAAUCAAGACCAGAGUGGUGGCAGCAGUGGUGGCUACGGGGGAGGACAACAGGACCGUGGGGGUCGUGGCAGGGGCGGUGGAGGUGGUUACAACCGCAGCAGUGGUGGCUAUGAACCCAGAGGUCGUGGAGGUGGUCGUGGAGGCAGAGGCGGCAUGGGCGGAAGUGACCGAGGUGGCUUCAAUAAAUUUGGUGGCCCUCGGGAUCAAGGAUCACGUCAUGAUUCUGAACAGGAUAAUUCAGACAACAACACCAUCUUUGUGCAAGGCCUGGGAGAGAAUGUUACAAUUGAAUCCGUAGCUGAUUACUUCAAGCAGAUUGGAAUUAUUAAGACAAAUAAGAAAACUGGACAGCCCAUGAUUAAUUUGUACACAGACAGGGAAACUGGCAAGCUUAAGGGAGAGGCAACAGUUUCAUUUGAUGACCCACCUUCUGCUAAAGCAGCUAUUGACUGGUUUGAUGGUAAAGAAUUUUCUGGGAAUCCUAUCAAGGUCUCAUUUGCUACUCGCCGAGCAGAUUUUAACCGAGGUGGUGGAAAUGGUCGUGGAGGCCGAGGGCGCGGAGGACCCAUGGGCCGUGGAGGUUAUGGAGGAGGUGGCAGUGGUGGCGGUGGUCGAGGAGGAUUUCCCAGUGGAGGUGGUGGUGGUGGAGGACAGCAACGAGCUGGGGACUGGAAGUGUCCUAAUCCUACAUGUGAGAACAUGAAUUUCUCUUGGAGAAAUGAAUGCAACCAGUGUAAGGCCCCUAAACCAGAUGGCCCAGGAGGGGGACCAGGAGGCUCUCAUAUGGGCGGCAACUAUGGAGAUGACCGACGUGGUGGCAGAGGAGGCUACGAUCGAGGCGGCUACCGGGGCCGUGGCGGGGACCGUGGGGGCUUCAGAGGGGGCCGGGGUGGUGGGGACAGAGGUGGCUUUGGCCCUGGCAAGAUGGAUUCUAGGGGUGAGCACAGACAGGAUCGCAGGGAGAGGCCAUAUUAGCCUGGCUCCUGAAGUUCUGAGCAGCUUUUCCUCUUCCCAGUGUUACCCUUGUUAUUUUGUAACCUUCCAACUCUUGUUCACCCAUGGAUUUUUUUUGUGUGUGUGUGUGUGUGCGCGCGUGCGUGUUGGACUACCGCAAUUGUAACCAUACCUCUGGGUCUCAUUAAAAACCAUCAUUUUAGUUAAAA